CACACCUGCUGCAGGUACGGGUGGAUUUGCAUUUGGAGGGUUUGGCACGCCAACAUCCACACCAGCCGCCACCAGUACCACAUCCACACUGGGAUUUGGGUCCAAUUUAUUUGCACAGAAGCCAGCAACUGGAUUCACCAUUAACACACCUGCCUCAGGUGCUGCUGCAUCCACUACUGGCCUUACUUUAGGGAGUCUUACCACCUCGACCGCUGCUUCUACUGGAUUCAGCCUGGGCUUCGGAAAGCCAGCAGCCUCC
Molecule: messenger RNA, 259 nt
Organism: Sinocyclocheilus anshuiensis
Lineage: Eukaryota; Metazoa; Chordata; Actinopteri; Cypriniformes; Cyprinidae
Product: nucleoporin p58/p45-like
Exons: 3
Source: RefSeq, a predicted model, not a curated record